Messenger RNA from Malaya genurostris, 3821 nucleotides. Its product is annotated as aminopeptidase N-like. Gene Ontology annotation, cellular component: cytoplasm. Gene Ontology annotation, biological process: peptide catabolic process; proteolysis. The record is from RefSeq and is a predicted model, not a curated record. The transcript has 9 exons. Gene Ontology annotation, molecular function: metalloaminopeptidase activity; peptide binding; zinc ion binding. NCBI's taxonomy places the organism in Eukaryota, Metazoa, Arthropoda, Insecta, Diptera, Culicidae. The coding region runs from base 609 to 3773 and encodes 1054 amino acids.
ACACACACACCUACCAACACAUACAUACACUCACACAUACCGACAGGUUGAGUUUGUUACGAACUGAUACGAAUGAUGUAUGACACUCCGUCCUCCAGGUCUCGUUUUAAAAACUAAAACUAUUACACCAACUAUUGUGAUUAACAACAGCAAAAUGACACGUUUUCUCGUGCUUCAAUCAACAAUGAACUAUUCAGCAGCUUAUACGUUGACACAUUCCAGUUUCGUAAUAUAAUAUUUACACUAUGAUAAGAUUCUUUUCUAAAAAUUUUGUUUAGAUCGUUCACUCCUGCAUAUGUUGGGUCUUUACACUGUGUUCGAUGUGACUUCAGAACAAGAAAGUCGAUGCAGUUUGUGGGUGUUGCUAAAUAAACUAACCAGCAUUGUAUUUUAAAGUACUGUAGUGGUAGUAGUUAUAAUACUUUUAUUGUAGAGCUAAUAAACAGAGAUGCUGCUUAUCCGUAUCAGUGGAGAUUUACAUUUUGGUGAGAGCAGAUGCUUCAUCGUGAUCAGUAUACACAAAGAGUCAAUUUAAAAUGCUAUAAUUUUUUUCUUUAUCGUAUUAUCCGUUGGGAGAAUUACCAUAGAAGACAAAGUGUUCAGCUGAUAUGAAUAAAGCAGGCCAAAGUCGUAGAUUAGUGUAUAGUUAUAAUGAUCAUUCCGAAUAUCACACUUCUGGCAUUCAAAAAUUUUCUUUUGCAUCGCCAGAAGAUAAUAAUAUUGAAUAUUCGAGGAAAGGAGGAUGUUUUGUAUCUAUCUGUCGUGGCAUCAGUAUAGCAGUGGUGAUUUUUAUAUUUAUUUUUUUCAUAUCUUUCACUAUAUUUUUUAGUACCAAGUAUGCAUACGAGUAUAAACCAAAUAUAACGUUGGAAGAUUUUCUUAAUCAUCGUGCCUAUCUGAUAGACAAACGAUCGCGAAUCCCAAAGCAUGUUAUUCCGAAACAUUAUAGGCUUUUUAUUCAACCGAUUUUCAAUGAAACAAGUAAACCCUUCUCGUAUAAUGGAAUUGUUUGGAUUACAGUAACAUCAAAAAAGCAUAAUAAUAAAAGAAUAGAGCUUAACGUUAAAAAUUUGUACAUUAAAUUAGAUGAUGUAACCGUUUUAAAAAGUAUACGAUUAACAAACUUAGAUUUUGACGAGGAUCUAGAUUGGGAUCUAAGCGAAGAGGAUAUAUUACCGCGUAUCAGGAACAAACGAGACACGAUCAACAAUGACAAAAUUGAAAGAAUGAAUAAUUCAAUGGAUUUUUCAACCAUGUCUAGUGAUGGGAAUAACGGUGAUAAAAAUAUAAAUACUUUCACUAAUGAUGGUGCAGGAAGGAGCAAAUAUUUUCAUCCAAUUUUCCCCUCGGAUGACUUUGUCACAAUAAAGAUACUAGAUUUAGAAUUCGACGAAUCAAAUGAAAAAAUGAUUAUCUAUCUUGGGACCGAAAUGAAAAAAGAUAUUUAUUACAUAGUAAAAGUGAAUUUUACAGGCAAUAUGACUAACGAAAAAGGUUUAUAUUAUACUCAUUACAAAGAUGGAAAUGGGAUUCAUAAAUAUUUAGCGGCCACCAUAUUGGAACCUAACAAUGCAAGAAAGUUAUACCCAUGCAUGGAUGAUCAUAAUUUUCGGACAAACUAUAACUAUAGGUCGCCAUUUGAAAUUAAUAUAGCAAGGAAAGUUCAUAUGAAUACUGCAUCUGGCAUGAAUUUAGAAAUGUCGGAGCUAAUGGAAAGAGAUGAGUUUGUGGUUGAUACGUAUAAUACUACAGGAAUGAUUCGAGCAUCCGAGAUAGGUUUCAUUAUAACCGAUAUGUCACCAGAACGGUACGAACUAACACCAGAGAUUUACCUCAUUGCAUACACAAGGAAUAUAUAUCACAACUAUAUGAAAGGCAUAGUUUCUAAAUUCGCAGAAGUUAUAAACAUAUACGAAGGAUAUAUGGGCAUGAAAUUUCCCUAUCGAAUUAUUAAAUAUGUUACAAUUCCUAAUACAGACAACACCGUCAGUGAAAUAAAAGAAGGAAUGAUUUUGUCUAGCGAAAAAAGAUUAAUUACUGAUUUAAAUUACUUUCCCACAACGGAUGGAAUAUUAUUACGAGUUGUUUCUAAUGAAUUGGCAAAACUAUGGAUUCAUACCCUUGCAGACUACAAGAACAAAGAGUUGUACUGGUUACACGAAUCAAUUCCAUUAUAUUUAGAGACAAUCGCCCUAAAAUAUAUAAACAAUACUACUUACUCCGUAGAUGAUUUUUUAUUAGAAGGCAAACUGCGAGCUAUGCAAGAAGAAAUAAAUACAAGAACCACUGCGUUAAAUGUUAUUACAACUCAUUGGCAAGAUGAGGCACAUUUUGAACUAAAUAGAUUUAAAGGUCUCAGUCUUUUGCGUAUGAUGAAUUAUACAUUGGGUGAAACAACUUUUGAUGCAUUUAUAAGAAAUUAUAUCAUUCAAAGAAUGAAUAAUGCAACUGUCGAUAUUAAAGGUAUUCUAAAUAUUAUCAAACGUCAUACGGAUGCAACGUUCAACAAUUUCCUACUCAGUUGGACUACAAUGGAGAAAUACCCAAUUAUUGAAAUAAAACGAAAUAAUAAUAGUGGUUUUAAUUUGCAUCAAAAAAUGAUUCCGUUCGAAGAGGAUAUAGGAGAACAAAUUUGGACAAUUCCAGUAACAUUCACCAACGACAUUAACCAGCAGACAUUUUUUGAGAAGAUACUAUGGUUGAAGGAUUCAAGUGCCUCACUUACCAUCGAAGCAAGUUGUGAAUUGAAUACAAACAGCACAUGGGUGAUUGUGAAUCCAAGUGGAAUCGGGUAUUAUAGAGUAAACUACGAACGAGUUCAUUGGGUGAAAUUGGCUAGAAUUCUAAAUGAUAAUUUCAAAUCAUUUCAUUACGGCACCUUAACCGUUAUAGUUGACGACGCUCUAAAUUUAGCUAGACUUGGUUUAUUAGACUAUUCUAUUGCAUUCAACGUAAUUUCUUUUCUCCGAAAAAAUAAUGAUCUCUAUCAACCUUGGAAGAGUGCAUUAGACAAUCUUAAAUUUUUAUAUAACGCCUUAGAAGAUCAUCCCAACUACGGUCAUCUCGAGAAAUUCUUAGAAUACCUGAUAGUUGAAACGCAUAAAAAUAUUUCGAUAUCUCCUGAACAAACCCGUAAUCCUAUGAUUACGUCUCUUUUGAUAGAGUGGGCGUGUCGAUUGGGGGUGUCAGCGUGCAUUGAAGAUCAAAGACUUAUCUUCAACGCUAUAUUUGUAGAGAAAAAAACAUCACCCUUUGAUGUUCCGGAAAAUAAGCUUUCUUUCUCAAUAUGUACUGUUAUCAGAUACAGUGGGAUUGAGGAGUGGCAGCUGACUAGGCAAACGUAUUUGACAUCUGAGGAUAUAAAUCUUCGAAUAAUUCUUGUCAGAGCUUUAGGUUGUACUCGUGAAAUCAGUUUGAUUAAAAAAAAUCUUGAAUUACUUGACAAUCAUCAAUUUAAAAUGUACAAGCAUCACAUUCUUUCCUCCUUAAGUCAAAAUAAAAUAGCCCUCAAGUACACAUUAGAAUAUUUAUUGGAUGAAUGGAUUAAUCUCCGUAGUUACCUUACACUGAAAGAUAUUUCCGUACUGAUAAAUAAAAUUUCAACAGAAAAUGAGUUUACAAUGUAUGAGCAAAUAUUUUUCAAGUACUCUUACACAUUUCAAACUAUUGAUAAAGAAAUUUUGAAACGUAUGCGAGAUAUGAUAAUGAAGUUACUUGUAUGGAAAAAACAAAUCGCUCCAAAAGUAUAUUACAAACGAUUCAAAUUGUUUUAAAGUUUAUCAAAGUCCAUUAUGAAUAAAAUGAUUUAUUACUAAUUUUUA